GUGUGUACACACACUGUAGAGUUCAGCACCACUCGACUCGUAGUAAGAUCAUCAGCGUCCUCCCCUUUCCAGAACAAGCGUUGACGGACCAAGGACGAAUAUACCAUAUGCAACUGUGUUUACGCCACAUCUCGGCGCCUUGAUCGAUCGCAUUUUUUACUUACUUUCUUUUACACGAAGUCCGGGUACUCCUGCUGCCGAUUUGGGAGCUUUUGGCAAAGUAUCGGAGGAGAAAUGUCAAUGGAAAUACAGCAGAAUCCGAUGCCUCCGUAGAGCUGUCCGAGUGCCAAGAACUGGUCCUCUGCUGAUUCCGAAGGACAGAGCAGAAACCACUGGACGUAUAGCAAUGUGGAGCUGUAUGGUUUACAAUGAGACGGACGACAAUGUGGACCUCAGGCUCUGCCAGGACUUUGGACUCAUUCUGUCCGUCUUCUCGUUGGUGUACCUCAUCGUCUGCUUUCCAGUGGGCCUUUGCUACAAUGCCCUGCUGGUGGUGGUCAACCUUUCCAACAAGGUCACCAUGACCAUGCCUGAUGUCUACUUUGUGAACAUAGCCAUCGCUGGCCUGGUGCUCAACUUGGUGGCUCCGGUGGCGCUGCUGGGCCCUAGUUUCACCCGCUGGCCCAUGUGGGAAUACAACAACGAGAUCUACAUCACCCUCCUCAUUCUGUUCAACAUCUCUUCUCUGGUCAUCAUGUACUCCACUACCUUGCUCAGUCUGGACUAUUACAUUGAGCGCGCUCUCCCACGCACCUACAUGUCCAGCGUCUACAACACCAAGCAUGUUUGCGGCUUCAUCUGGGGCGGCGCCGUCCUGACCAGCUUUUCCUCAUUGCUCUUCUACGUGUGCAAUCACGUGUCCACCAAGAUCAUCGAGUGCUCCAAGAUGCAGAACAAAGAAGCGGCUGACGCCAUCAUGAUGUUCAUUGGGUAUGUGGUGCCAGCAGUGGCCGUGCUUUAUGCAUUCGUGCUUAUCCUACGCAUCAGGAAGGAGUCCACCCCUUUGGACCAGGACUCUGGGAGGCUUGAUCCUUCCAUCCACAGGUUACUGCUGGCUUCCGUGUGCAUGCAGUUUCUAUUAUGGACUCCGUAUUACAUGACCCUACUGGUGCACACGGUGGCAGGGGCUCCCGGGAGCCAUUCGAGCAAGCAGCAACUUACCAUAUACUUCUUCCUGAGAUGCUUGUCUAAACUUCUCGCCUUCUGCAGUAGCUUUGCAAUUCCCCUCAUGUACAGGCAAAUGAACAAGAACUUCUCGCAUAAACUCCAGCGGCUUCUAAAGAGGCUGCACUGCGGGGACCAAUCAUGUCCUCACGAACGCUCGACAGUUCAGCAGGUGGUAACAUGAGGAUUGUGUCCAAUCAGACCUGCUUGUCCCUCACUGGCACUUACUCUGAAUCCACAGAAGUAGAGCCAGCACAUGAACCUGGAUAUAUAUUGUUCUCUGAAAGGAAAGGAAGUAUUUCGCUUACCACAAGAAGUGUCUCUGUGAAAUUGUGGAACCUCCGUAACACUUAACGACUCGACUUUAUUUGUCCAUCUCUGUGGCGAAUGGGCGACCAAGAAGAAACCACUAAGUGCUGUUUUUGUGUAAGCUGUGUCUAUUCUUUGGGUUCUUAUGCUUUGGGAAUAUCUCAACCCAUCUGUUGGUCCUUUCGGUGGCGGGGGGGUGGAUGUUGAACGUGUUUAAUCUGUUACAGGAUAUGUGGUAUAACCUUUUAAUGUGAUGCUUUUAGACCAACUUAUUCCCUUUUAGUUCAAGGCCACAUUCUGCCCCAGGCUCUCUUUCUCUCUUUGCACCAUAAGCUGUUCAGUCUAGAGUUUUCUGGUCACACUUUCCAUAAAACCUCUCGGGUAGAUGCUAGUAAACGCAAUAUAAUUACCUCAAUUUCACACACCAACGGGCAUUACAUUGAAACGGUCUAACCAACUUUUACAGCACCCAGAAAUAACUCGACGAGACUGAUAUCAGGGAGCGGGAAAGAUGUGUUUGCGUGCUUGUGAUUGCAUGUCGGUGGUUGUGAGUGUGUGUGUGUGUUCUCGAGUGCUUGCUGCUAAGGUGAUGUGCAUCAUUACUGCACAGCUGCUCAGCCAUAGUAAUUCCUGUGUAUAGCUUCUUGAGACAAAGCUAUAGAAACUAGGCAACAGAUCACGGUUUUAAGGUCAAAUAGUUAGAGAUGUUUUGUUUUUAAAUACCUUUUCAAUCAUUAGUCGGUUACUACUGGAAUUAUUAUCAGUGCAUCAUGAGGAAGAGGUUAACAAUUUAUAUGAGGAGUGAAUCCAAGUUCCUUCAAUGAAGCAAUACUAUCUAUCGGUUGAUUUCCAAAAUAAUUGAUCGGACUUGAGUACUCCUAAUCAACAAAUCCUAUCAGUUCUGAUGUGGAUGUGCUAAAGAAAUCGCUUGUAUUGAGAUUAGUUGCAUGAUUGAUUUCAUUAUAUAGAGAAGAUGUGCAUCAGUGCUCCCAAACUGGGAGAAAAUCAUAGACAUUUCCAGAAAAUAAUACCCAAGAGGCAAGAUAAGAAAUAUUUUAUGCUAGUAAAUGGUCUGUUAUUAUCAAAAAGACAAAAAAAAGAGGUUUUUGCUCUUAUUUUUCUCGAGUGGAUGCAGAAUAAGUUUAUUUUGGACAGAAAGCACUGUAUGGUAAUAGAAGAGUGGAGAGGUGUCAUUUAAAUCCACUUAGAUGUAUGCAAGGGAAAGAAUGUAUUUAAAGUCACGAAGGGGAUUAAAAACGGUAACCCUCAAUUAUAAAUGAUAAAAUGGCAUCAAAACGUAAUGUUACGGCUGUUGCUAAUGCCAGUAUGUAUCAUAUUAAGAAUGUGUAUAUAUUGUACUUCAGAGAUUUACUGGAAGAAAAACUAAACAGACAUGCCAUUUUAGAUUACAGUAUUAUUUUCUCAGAGAUUUAUUUAGAUACUAAAGUGUCCGUCAUCAUCUGUCCCAUACCGAGUCAAAGACUUGUUCAAUAAACUAACAUGAAUAUAA
This is a messenger RNA of Danio aesculapii, 2983 nucleotides long. RefSeq names its product G protein-coupled receptor 146 (gene gpr146). Gene Ontology annotation, biological process: G protein-coupled receptor signaling pathway. Lineage: Eukaryota; Metazoa; Chordata; Actinopteri; Cypriniformes; Danionidae. The record is from RefSeq and is a predicted model, not a curated record. Gene Ontology annotation, molecular function: G protein-coupled receptor activity. The coding region runs from base 347 to 1348 and encodes 333 amino acids. Gene Ontology annotation, cellular component: membrane. The transcript is spliced from 2 exons.